AUGGCGUCCGCGAUAUCAUUUGAGCAUUCCAAUUCGGGGUCCCAAGUGGCUGUGAACCACGGCUCGGUCACCAACUACUUCCACAUGCCUAUUGAAGGGACAGAGGAGACAGAUACUAUGCCUUGUGACCCCUCUCAAGCCCACUAUAUCAUCCCGUCCAUGGAAAAUCGUCAUUUCACAGGCCGCGAGCCUAUGCUGGAUGAGCUUAAACAGAAGCUGUUUAUACAAGGGGAUACUGAGAGAUUAGCUAUAUUCGGGCUAGGUGGCAUCGGCAAGACCCAGGUUGCUCUUCAGCUGGCCCGCUGGGUGAAAGCGCAUGUACCAGACUGCUCCAUUUUCUGGGCCUCUGCAAUAACUCUCGAGAGUUUUGAGCAGGCAUGUGCGAAAAUCGUAAAGGAGCUUCGAAUCCGUCGGAAAACAGAUGACGAAAGUGCGAUGGAAAUGGUGCACCGACAGCUGAGCUCUGAUGAUGCCGGAAAGUGGCUUUUCAUUGUCGACAAUGCCGAUGAUGAGGAUUUACUUUUUGAUGAGCUUCACCAGUAUUUCCCCGCUAGUAAGAGCGGCGUAAUUUUGCUCACUACUCGUUUGAGUGAGAUAGUGAUUUCUUUCGCCGGAAGGGAUAUCAUUGACCUCCAAAAAAUGACAGAAGAGGAAGGUAUCGCUUUCCUUAGUAAGAUUAUAGGAGAAGAGUCGACUUCUGGCGAAGAAUCCAUGAAACAGUUAUUGGAGGAGCUGAACUUCCUACCUCUAGCCAUCUCGCAGGCUGCUCACUAUAUUUGUCGAAAUAAUGGAACGACCAUACGGUACCUCGAGAUUAUGCAGAAAAGUGAGAAAGACCGGAUGCGUCUAGCGAGCAGAAACUUCCACGAUAGUACUCGCUACCCGAAAAUUCCCAACGCGGUGACUACUACAUGGCUCAUCUCAUUCAAUCAGAUAAGAGGCUCUGACCCGUCUGCUAUUGAUUUGUUGGAAUUUAUGUCUUUCCUUGAGCCAAAGGCAAUCCCGCGAUCUAUUCUCCCAACACUUGAUUCGGAAGAAGAGAUGGACUUUGCAAUCGGUACGCUGUGCAGCUAUGGAUUUCUGACUGGAAGAGGCAAUGAGGAUAUGUUUGAUAUGCAUAGCCUCGUACAGCUAUCAACACAAAUGUGGAUAGCAGAUGCACAGAAGACGAAACAGAUCAUCACGACGGUAACGGAGCAUAUAGAAAGUUGUUUCCCAUCUGAUGAAUACACGAAUCGUGAGAAGUGGAGAGUUUACCUGCCAUACGCCAUGAAAAUUUUCGGGAGAAAGGAAAUCAGAGAUGUGAGGAAGAGUUCUAGCUUACAUCUUAAGGUCGCAAGAUGCGUCCUAGCCGAUGGCCGAGCAAGAGAAGCUGACAACCUUCUUGGAGACGUGGAUGCAUGGACUUUGAGCCACUAUGAUGAAGACCAUCCCGAUCGACCGGUGUCUCAAGACGAACUCGUAGGGGCAGAUCAAUCGCCGGCCUUGGAGCUACUCGAUCUAAUCGCGCCUCUGAAUGAUCUCGCACGGGAAUAUCUUUCCAACAGGCAAUUUGAGCAGGGCAUGGACUUUCUCAAAUACGUGGUCGUGUUACGAGAGAAAACACUUAAUGAUGAACGUCUCGGUAGAGUGGCGUCUCAGCACGGACUUACGGAGGUAUAUCAAAUUCUGGGACUUGCUGAGCAGGUAUUGGAGCUUUCUAAACACGCGGACCAAGCCAAUGUUGAACACCCUGCUUCACUGGCUUUCGAGCACGAACUUGGACGAUUGGGUCAUUCCGCUGGGCAGAUCAAGCAGGCAUUGGAGCUACUUGAACACGGAAUCGCGGUAGAAGAGAACACGCUCGAUGAAAAGCAUCCUGAUCGACUGGCCUCUCAGCACGAACUCGCACGGGCAUAUCAAUCCGACGGGCAGAUCAAAAAGGCCGUGGAGCUACUUGAACAUGUGGUUGUAAUAAAAGAGAGAACGUUUCAUGAAGAACAUCCCGAUCGAUUGGCCUCUCAGCACGAACUCGCAUGGGCAUACAAAGCCGACGGACAGAUCAAGCAGGCCGUGGAGCUACUUGAACAUAUGGUCGCAGUACAAGAGAGAACGCUCAAUGAAGAACAUCCCGAUCAACUGGCGUCUCGGCGCGCUCUCCGAGUCGUACAGUCGAUUCAGACUGCAGAACGCGAACAGGAUGCUCUCGUCAUCUCCCACUAAUACUUGGUCAACCGUAUACGGUUAACUAUCUCGCCCUCUAGAAUGGAAAAAGAAAGACUCAAUGGACACACGG
Penicillium brasilianum is the source of this 2275-nucleotide messenger RNA. The record is from the annotation of a GenBank genome assembly. NCBI's taxonomy places the organism in Eukaryota, Fungi, Ascomycota, Eurotiomycetes, Eurotiales, Aspergillaceae.